CUCACGCGACAGCUACAGAUACGUCUGGCACAAAAACUAAACAAAACUCUGGAUCCCAGUGAUUGAUGGCAUGACAGUUAUCUAUCAUUAGAGGAUCCAUCCUGUAUAAUCUGACAUGGAUAACAUGUUGGUCUGUUCCCUCAGAAACUAAACAGGAAAAUCAGAGCAGUCUAAAACUGGCUCAAGUCCACUAACAAGAACAGCGUAGUCAGAAAUCAUUCAGAAUAAACUCUGUUAUUUUUUUUUAAAUAAUAACUGAAAAUCUGUAGAGUUUUUGAUAAAUAAUGUAUCUCCUGCUAGUGUACUCAGACUUGGAAGCGCCACUGUACGAAUACACAUCCAGCUGAAAUAAUGGUCCCAUUGGAUAUAAUUAUUAUGUUGCCUGCCGGUGGCGGUUCCUAUAGAAACCCCUGCCUGGGGCAUCAGAUCUCAGAAGGCAGGCCUGUUUUUUUUUUUUAAAACUCUGGCUGUAAGAUGCCCGUCCCCUAAGUGCCCUCUGUGGCACUGUAUACAGAACUGUGUGCGCUGAACAAGGCCAGGAACUGUGCAAAUACAAACAAAUCUGUGCUGGAGCUCAUCAGAAUUAGGCAUGCUUCUGAGUCCGUCCCCUCGAGGGUCCUUCAGCAUUCCUGUUCACAUCAACCUCCGGAGACGGCGCACAAGAGAGAUCCUCCUGUAUCCAUCUACCGUGCCCGAGUCACAGUGGAGAAGACGACGUGGUGGUGGUGGUGAUGAUGGUGGUGGUGAGAAGGCCAAACCCCAGGUUCCUGUUUCCAGCGUAGGAGAGGACAGAGCAUUGCUCCUGGGCUUCGUCAUGAUGGGCUUCUCCAUCCUCAUGUACUUUGCGGUAGGGAUCGUUGUGGUAAAGCCAUGUAUUCACAGUGAAUGGGGAGAUGCCACCAACUGCUCACUGAUCCAGGCUGAGUUUCUAAACGAGUCUGAUGAACGAGUCAGCAGUUAUCCGUGUCUUCAUGUCUUGGUGAAUGCCACAGCUGUAUCAUCUGAAAAAACACUGCAUCUACACUACGAUGAAGCAGCCGUGAACCUGAGUCCAGAGUGUUUCUACACCCCAAAAAACCACCAAAACAAAUCCGACGUGGUGGAAGAGGCUCAGAGAAUCAAAGACGUCCUUUUUAAACUGCAAGGCCAGGAUGUGAGAUGCUACCUGAGCACUCGUUACCGAGAGCAUGCCAUCCUGACAAAGAGGCACGACCUGCGUGUUGCGUUGCAGUGCAUGGUGUGGCCAAGCCUCUUGCUUUUUGGAGGAGUGUUGCUGGUCGGUCUGGUUAUGCUGACACAGUACCUUGCUCAACUGUGUAAUGAAAUCAUCCAAGAAAAAGAAUUAAUGGAGGACGAGCAGAGCACAACUGGGCAGAACAAACUCUAUCGAUUUCUGCCAUGCAGGCCCUGGAGUCCCAGCCUAUAAGAAGAUGAUUAUGGCAGCCAUGUGUACAAUACUGUAGUGAUCAUGGACCUAGCAUUCGAAUCUCAGGAUUUCCCCCUCUUAACUUUAAAUUGCUUACUACAUAAUUUGGAUUGGUGAAAGCAUCUAUAUUUGUGUUAUAAUUGUUGGCAUAUGAUAUGAUCCUAACAUGCAGGAUGUUCUGCAAGACCCUCACAGCCUCCAAGGUCUUACGGUUUGAUGCUUCUCAGACUGUGUGGAGUUCCACAUGUCUAUUGAAUUGUCUAGUUGCCUGCCAUCUCCAAACCAUGCAAGUAGGUUGGUUGACAGCUGUAAAUCGCCCCUGGAUGUAAACGUCUCAUCCAGAGUGUAUU
Tachysurus fulvidraco (yellow catfish) is the source of this 1776-nucleotide messenger RNA. RefSeq names its product potassium calcium-activated channel subfamily M regulatory beta subunit 3 (gene kcnmb3). The transcript has 4 exons. Lineage: Eukaryota; Metazoa; Chordata; Actinopteri; Siluriformes; Bagridae. The coding region runs from base 590 to 1426 and encodes 278 amino acids. Gene Ontology annotation, biological process: detection of calcium ion; potassium ion transport. The record is from RefSeq and is a predicted model, not a curated record. Gene Ontology annotation, cellular component: voltage-gated potassium channel complex; membrane. Gene Ontology annotation, molecular function: calcium-activated potassium channel activity; potassium channel regulator activity.